AUGAUUCGAUUCAUCUUGUUGCAAAACCGACAAGGGAAGACGCGUUUGGCGAAGUAUUACGUGCCGUUAGAGGAGGAUGAAAAACAUCAGUUGGAAACUGAGGUGCACCGAGUCGUCGUCAAUCGAGAUCCGAAACACACUUCUUUCGUUGAAUUUAAGAACCAUAAGUUAGUCUAUCGACGAUACGCGGGAUUGUUCUUCACCUUAUGCGUAGAUUCAAGCGAUAACGAGCUCGUUCAUUUAGAAUCCAUACAUCUGUUCGUGGAAAUAUUAGACCAUUUUUUCGCGAACGUUUGCGAGUUAGACUUAGUGUUCAACUUUCAGAAGGUGUACGUCAUCGUGGACGAGUUCAUUUUAGCCGGGGAAGUCCAAGAGACGAGCAAGAAAGCGAUAAUGAUGAGGUUAGCUGAAUUAGAACAAAUUAAAGGCUAG
Bathycoccus prasinos is the source of this 432-nucleotide messenger RNA. RefSeq lists its product with no specific name. The coding region runs from base 1 to 432 and encodes 143 amino acids. Gene Ontology annotation, biological process: protein transport; clathrin-dependent endocytosis. Gene Ontology annotation, molecular function: clathrin-cargo adaptor activity. The transcript has a single exon. Gene Ontology annotation, cellular component: AP-2 adaptor complex; intracellular membrane-bounded organelle. NCBI's taxonomy places the organism in Eukaryota, Viridiplantae, Chlorophyta, Mamiellophyceae, Mamiellales, Bathycoccaceae. The record is from RefSeq and is a predicted model, not a curated record.